Molecule: messenger RNA, 285 nt
Organism: Echinococcus granulosus
Lineage: Eukaryota; Metazoa; Platyhelminthes; Cestoda; Cyclophyllidea; Taeniidae
Exons: 2
Coding region: 1-285 (94 amino acids)
Source: RefSeq, a predicted model, not a curated record
AUGGGUGUGCCGAGAAACAAGGCUCUCAAGAUUGUUGAUAUCAGCGUGUGUGUCAACCCAGACAACGAAGGAAGUGGAGAAGGUCCUCAACUGACCCGCAAUCGGCCAUAUUCCCAAUCUGUGGCCGCCACCCAAUUGAAGGAGCUCCUUCCACAGUGGGACAUACCACACGCAACAGAGGCGCUGAACGUGAAGCUGAAAUAUUUUGCCUAUGAAGACUUGACAUCAUCAAAGGGUUUGGGAUCACUGUGGUCCAAGACGAAUAUAGGUGGUAUCCAAGCUUAA